Molecule: messenger RNA, 3428 nt
Organism: Nematostella vectensis (starlet sea anemone)
Lineage: Eukaryota; Metazoa; Cnidaria; Anthozoa; Actiniaria; Edwardsiidae
Product: cubilin
Exons: 16
Coding region: 461-2779 (772 amino acids)
Source: RefSeq, a predicted model, not a curated record
AGGUUAGGUUAGGUUAGGUUAGGUUAGGCUGCUCUAAGCUCAUCACACAAUGUGCCUGUUGAGGAUAAAUGUAAGCUAGACUGCGUUGCAAGCCUAAAGGGUAAAAGUGUUGAUCGAUUUGUCCGCGAUCAAAAAUGUCAAGGGGGAAGAGAAAAUGCGAAGGAGCGCUUUCAGCCGAAUAGGCGGCUUCCAGCCGUGAUCCUCCACUGAUGGGAAAAGAUUAUGGGCGCUCCACCGAAGCCACCACGGCUGAAAACCGAGAAUAGCAGCGAUCUGCCCCGAGCUUUUUACCGUACGCUUUUAGCAAGCACGGAGUCGACUACCAGUUUUUGAUUCCUGCAUUUUCCACACCAAUAGUACAAGUGGUAGCAUUCGGAGCCCAAACUUCCCGCGGGAUUACCCGCACAAUGCCGAGUGCACGUGGACGAUAACAGUCCCUCGCGGUCGCUACGUCAAACUCAUGUUCGGUACGUUUGACGUGGAGACGUUUUACCAUAAGGAUGGCAGUGCCACUUGCAUCGAUCUCGUGGAGGUGAAAGAUGGCGGGGACAAACACAAGCAGUUACUGGGAGCCUACUGCAACUCCAAUCGACCUCCAUACGCCAUCAUCUCAAGUAGCAACCAGAUUCGAGUGUGGUUCAACAGCGACAGGACCGUCAGCAAAAAGGGGUUCAACGCGACCUUCACCAGCCACGAGGAUAAAGCAUGUGGCGGAGUACUGAAAGGCCCUCGGGGCGUGAUGAAGUCACCCCGCUACAUGGUGUCACCCUACCCCAACGACGCCAACUGUGAAUGGGUGAUCGAGGUUGAAGUGGGCAAGUUCAUCAGGCUCAGCUUCGUCGAUUUCGGGCUCGAAGUUCAGUGCGCACGAUGUCUCUGUCCAGACACACUCGCUAUCUGGGACGGCGCCCCAAACAACGAGACUUUGAUUGGCAGCUACUGCCAAAUGAUUGAGCCAGCAUUCCAAUCUAAGAGUAACCGCCUUCGACUCAAGUUCGUCAGUGACCGCGAGGGCCGGCAUCGCGGCUUCAAGGCCGAAUAUGCUACUUCUCUUACUCCUGGGUGUGGCUGGGACAUCGAAGACUCCCCCAAGACAGCCAUCACGUCACCUUACUACCCGUCCUUUUACCCUGCUGCCACGGAGUGCAUUUGGCGUGUACGAGCCCCGCCCAACCAAUACGUGUCCAUACGGUUUGUUGAGUUCGUGGGUGUGAACGGGUCCACGCCCGCAUGUCCUAUGGACCACAUCGAAAUCCACGAUGGGCACAAGACCACCUCUCCCUCUCUUGGUCGCUUUUGCAACUUCAAAGCACCUGAGGUCAUCGUCUCAAGUGGCAACGAGAUGACGGUUCGUUUUCAGUCUUCUCUCAGUGUAUCUAAUGGCAAGUUCACUGCAUUAUUCCUGACUCACUCAAGAGAGUGUAACGCAUCUCUUGGCUUGGCUGACGGGCGUAUCAGCGACACUCAGCUCUCCGCCUCUUCAUACUUUGCACGGAGGAUAGGCAUCAACCAGUUCUUCUACCACCUGCCGAGAUUCGCACGUCUGGACGGAGAGUACGCUUGGUGCAGUCAGAAUCAAGGCUCUCAGAUGUUUGGUGCGCGAGAGUACCUUCAAAUUGAUCUCUUAAACUUGACAAAGAUCUCAGCUGUAUCUACACAGGGUUACUGGGAUUACGUGUCUAACAGAGAACAUCUCGACUUCAUCACCUCCUACAAGGUCGAGUACAGCUUUGAUAGGUUGUACUGGAUUUCCUAUAGCAAUGGAAGCAAAGACAGCAUCGAGCGAGGCUAUUCGGAAUUUAAAGGAAAUUUCGACGCGCAGUCGAUUGUGAAGAGAGCUUUGAAUCCUCCGAUAAUCGCUAAGCUAAUCCGUAUCAUCCCAACAAGCUAUAACAGCACAAUGUACCAUAUCUGUCUGAGAGCCGAAGUACACGGAUGUCCCUACAACAUAGAUUGUGGCGGCACGAUAUCGAUGAAGAAGCCGGGCAAAGUAGUGCUGCGAGGUCAUCUGAGAAGGGAGACCGAAUGCACGUGGGUAUCUAUACCCAGUCCACCAAGCAUCCGCGGCCUUGUCUUGUUGCUGGACUUCACCAAGAUGUUUGACGUCCCUUGCAGCAUGGGAUACGUGCAGAUCGAGGAGGAAAUAACGGGCAAAUCUACAAGAAUGUGUGAUCAGAAUUCGGAGGCGACGUACAUCAUGAGGGCGUCCCAUCAGCUUGUCAUGAAGGUCAAGCUCAAAGAAGGCACGGACAACAUCGGCUUCGAUAUGAUGUACAGCACCGAGUCGUUCGGUUGCGGUGAUAUCAUCUAUGUAUCCGAAGACGGGACACUGGAGUCCCCACGGUACCCCUCCGAGUACGGAACGGACCACAUGUGCACAUGGGUCCUUUCCGCAAAGCCCGAGGCCAAGAUCACCAUAGAGUUCGAAGAAUUCAGCCUACAGCCACCAAACAACGGCUCGAAAUGCAUUGACUUCCUGGAAAUACGCGACGGUCAACUAGCCUCGUCUGCUUUGUUGGAUACGUACUGUGGGACAAACACCCCGGCAAAGUUCACCUCCACAGCGAACUACAUUCGGCUUACUUUCAUGAGUGACAGAGACGUGACGGCCAAGGGAUUCAAGCUCCUCUACACAUACAUCCCACCCAUCGACGAGCAACCAAAAGAUGAUGAGGGAGAGGGAGAACGCGGGAAAAGCUCGACCAAGUCUUCUGCGUCAAGACGAGAUCUACUUUACGUUUUGUUAUGGCUACUUGCACUGGUAUCACAUUGUGCAUGAAGACAUAGAGGGUGUAAGAACGCACUUAGAAUUGUAGCUGGUAUAGCAAGAAAACAAGUGUCGCUUGUUAUACAAGGAGCCACUGGACAAAAGAAUGACAUUUAAAGUGUGGUUUGGUUGGCAAGGAGACACUGGACAAAGGAAAGAGCUUUAAAACAACGCUUUGGUUUGCAAAAUAGUGGAAGAAGAAAAUAUUUCUUUAUAAAAAACACGAAACGCUAUACAAAGGACAUCAUCAAUAUGAUCAAAUUAGUGGAGAAACUGCACCUUUGUAAUAGAUGCAACAAAAGACCUUUUGAGAAAAAUAUCAUAUAUCGGUGUCCCAUACAACUAACUUCAUUUUGUACGAAAACCCUUUAUACAUAGAAACUUGUGAUGCUGGAAAACAUUUUCUCCAACAGAAGAAACCACGUUUAGGCUAACACCAUUAUUUUACCAGGGACGCGUGGACACGUGGAAUCAAGCCCAUAAUAUAACCAACAAGUCUGCUAUGUAAAAAAAAGGUUUAUUGUGAUACUUUGUUCGGAGGAUGAUUUCUUUGUGCAAAUAUUUAACAGUUAUAACGCCGAAUAAGGCGAAUUGAAAAGCGGUAGAUUAUACUAAAACCUUUUAUACCUCAACGAAUUAAAGCUUUUAUAUAUUGAGAUCA